AUGUGCUGUCUCGAUACCGAAGGCACACGUUAUUUCUGCGGUCACUACAUCAUCACCAAGAAGCUGCGCAAGCACGACUGCCAGAGCCCGUGGUGCUGGAACUCUAUCCGCCACCGCUGUCCGCCCAACUCCGGCUGCAGCUGCGACCGCUACUUCGGUCCUGACGCGAAUGAGACCGUCACCGAGGUCAGCCCCGACUUCUGCCCGGAGUGCGCCCCCCAUUUCGGCCCGAAACGCAUCAGGCGCCGCCAGUAG
This is a messenger RNA of Trametes versicolor FP-101664 SS1, 255 nucleotides long. RefSeq lists its product as uncharacterized. The coding region runs from base 1 to 255 and encodes 84 amino acids. NCBI's taxonomy places the organism in Eukaryota, Fungi, Basidiomycota, Agaricomycetes, Polyporales, Polyporaceae. The transcript has 5 exons. The record is from RefSeq and is a predicted model, not a curated record.